This is a messenger RNA of Myotis daubentonii (Daubenton's bat), 3785 nucleotides long. RefSeq names its product plasmanylethanolamine desaturase 1 (gene PEDS1). NCBI's taxonomy places the organism in Eukaryota, Metazoa, Chordata, Mammalia, Chiroptera, Vespertilionidae. Gene Ontology annotation, biological process: ether lipid biosynthetic process. Gene Ontology annotation, cellular component: endoplasmic reticulum membrane. Gene Ontology annotation, molecular function: plasmanylethanolamine desaturase activity. The record is from RefSeq and is a predicted model, not a curated record.
ACCCCCGGCGUUGGGCGGUCAUUGGCGGCGUGAUCUCGCCGCGGUUCCGCGGCCCUGCUGCCGCAGCCGCCUCUGCUAGCAGAGCGCAUCCGGCGGGCCGGCCCAGUGACCAUGGAGGGCGCCGAGGACGGGCCGGGCCAGCAGCCGGAGCUCGACGAGGACGAAGCAGCGUAUUGCCGGCGCUGGGGCGCGCAGCACGCCGGGGCCCGCGAGCUGGCCGCGCUCUACUCGCCAGGCAAGCGCUUCCAGGAGUGGUGCUGUGUGGUCCUGUGUUUCAGCCUCAUUGCCCACAACGUGGUCCACCUCCUGCUGCUGGCCCGCUGGGAGCACACGCCCUUCGUCAUGCUGGGUGUCGUUGCAGGGGCUCUCAUUGCUGACUUCUUGUCUGGCCUGGUGCACUGGGGAGCCGACACUUGGGGUUCCGUGGAGCUGCCCAUUGUGGGGAAGGCUUUCAUCCGGCCGUUCCGGGAGCAUCACAUCGACCCAACAGCCAUCACACGUCAUGACUUCAUCGAGACCAAUGGGGACAACUGCCUGGUGACACUGCUGCCCUUGCUGAACAUGGCCUACCAGUUCCACACCCAGAGCCCUGAAGCCCUGGAGCAGCUGUACCCCUGGAAAUGCUUCGUCUUCUGCCUGAUCAUCUUUGGCACCUUCACCAACCAGAUUCACAAGUGGUCACACACGUACUUUGGCCUACCGCGCUGGGUCAUCCUCCUGCAGGACUGGCAUGUCAUCCUGCCACGUAAACACCAUCGAAUCCACCACGUCUCACCCCACGAGACCUACUUCUGCAUCACCACAGGUUGGCUCAACUACCCUCUGGAGAAGAUGGCUUUCUGGAGACGCCUAGAGGACCUUAUCCAGGGCCUGACGGGCGAGAAGCCUCGGGCAGAUGACAUGAAGUGGGCCCAGAAGAUCAAAUAACGCCUCCAGCCUGCCACCUCAUUGCCAACCUUCCUUGGCCCCCCCAAACCGAAGCCAUCUGCCAAAUUCCAGCCUUCCUCGUGCUGGCCCCUCCACGUGGAGAGGACGCCUCCUGAGCUGGGCCUGGGCACCCCCGGCCCACCCUUUGUGACACACAAUACUUGAGCCACUGAUUUUUCAUUUCCCUUUUUUUUCCGUUUCCUUUCCUCAGCCCCCUCCCUAGUUACCUGAGCUGCUCUGUCUGCCAAGCCUGACUGCAGAGUAAGGAGCCCUUUGGGUAGAGGGGACGUUCACCCACUCCCCACACUCUGACUCCCCCAGCCCCACUGGGCAGCCCUUCCGUGUGGCUGGUGUUAAGGCCACUAAUCCUCUUGUCUGUCCCUCCUUGUCUUCUCCCAGUGGUCUAGGAGCCCCUAGGCUCACCUGAGUGUCCCUGGAGCAUUGCCCUGCAAACUGACCCUAAAGGCCUUGGGGGACAGCCCCUGCCCAGCCUGUCUAUUUAAGGAUAGCAAAGUACAGCAGGGGUCAGAGGGCAGGUGGCCAGAAGAAGCCAGAAUCCCCUGCCCAAGUCUGGACCUUCCCCUCCCCUCCCCGAUCUGCCCACGUGAUCCCAGCCAGAGCUGAUGUUUCUACAUGAAAGAAGGACGGCUUCACAGGGCACAGCCCCUACGAGGGUCUGACCAUUUGGAAGGGGACACAGUACCCCCUCUGGCCAGGGGGCUGUCAGAGAAGGAAGAGAGGGCUUUUUUUUUUUUUAAAGGUGCUUGCUUGUUUAAUGUAAAUAAUAGAAAGCCUUAAUAUCUUUUCUGUAACACGGAGUGAUAUUUUAAUGUCAUGUUUUGGAUGUACAUAAUAUAUUUAUAACAAAGCAGCAAGAGUCUACUUCACCUGGGCUGCCUCCUGUUUCCUGGUUGGCUGGGGAAGGGGUGUAAGAAGUUUGGAGGGUAAGGCCCUACCCCUAGCCUCUUCCUAGCUCCCCUCCCCACCCCCCAACUCUGGGCUCAGGAUGGGGGCUUUGUCACCUGAGACAGUGAAUUAAUGUUGAUAUCCACUUCAAACACUUGGAGUGGAUCCAUGAUUUGGUCAGGAAUGGUCCUCUUACAGGAGAUCAUGAUGAUAGAGUAUUAAGGCUGAUCCCCGUUAGUGAAUUCCUUCAGCAAAUGUUUAUUGGCAUUUAGUGUGUGCCAGGCUCUGACCUGGACCCUGGGGCACAGCAGUGAACAUAAACAGAAAAUGACUUACCCUAGUGGAGAUGACCUCCUGGGUAGAGGGACAAUAAACAGAAAUAAAUGCACAUGGGCAUUCAGAUGUUGAUUUGUAAAGAAAAUCAAACAGCAUAGAGAAAGCAGAGUGGGGCUGUUUGGCAGUGUGGUCUGGGAUGGCCUGUCUGUCUGACAGGUGACAUUUGAGCUGAGAUCUAGAGGAAGAUAAGGAGCCAGCUGAGGAAAGAAUUGGGGAAAGAGGCCUCUUGACUGGACAGCAAGUGCAAAGGUCCUGAGGCAGGAACAACUUGGGGUUUUUAAGAGACAGUGUGAUUGGACUGAAGUGAGCAAGGGGAAGGUGGAAGAUGAGGUUAAAAAAGACAUUACACAGAACCUCUUGGGCUGAGGCAAGUGGGGAGACAACAUUUCAGACAAAUGAGUAACUUGUUCAUUCAUUGAACAAAUAAUUAUAAGGCAUUUCCUAUGUGCUAGGCACUGGGGUUCAGUAGUGAACACUACACGCAUUACAAUCAAUAUCUAGUCUGGGCUAGAGAAUUUCUGCAGUAUUAGAAGAAAAAGCCUGUUGAGGACAGAGAAAUGACAAAAGACUCUUAGAGCAGUCACAGAUAAAGCUCUUUUUAAAAAUUGUGACCCAUAACUUUAAUUUCCUUAAAGUUUGUCUCCCACUAGAUUUUUUGACUUGUGACUGUCUAAAGGGACCACAAAAGGAAGGGGUUUUAGAAUUCAUCAACUCAUAAGUUACAGAAAACUUAAGCAAAAAUAAUUUUAUAUAAGUUCAUAUAACUGAAAAGUUCACAAGAGGUUUUGACUUAAAGUUUGGCAAGACUCGGGCUCACAUGACUCAUCAGAACGUAGUCUCUAACUAGUUCUUGUUUUUCUCUGAGUUGACAUUGGACCAGCGAGGCAAUCUCAGUGGGAAGUCUCCUUUCCCAGCAGUUACAGCAAAAGCCCCAGGGCAGGUUCUCAUUGGCCUGGAUUGGGUCAUGUGUUUAUUCCUGAACCAGUCACCAUGGGGGAGGGAGGGCAUGGUGGUGGAGAGGUGUUCUGAUUGGCCAGGGCUGAAACAUGUUCACCUGGAAUUGCAGAGGCAGGAUCAACACUUCCCAAGCCACAGGAUGUGAGGAGAGAGGGAUGGCUCCCAAAAGAAAAGGUGUUAUCAAAGAAAUCCACAGUGGAAUGGGCCAACAACCAAACCCUUUGGAGGGGCCAGAAAAGCAGUCUUGGGGUUUAGGUGUUGGUUUCCCACUCCCAGGCCUGCUGGAGAGAUUUUCCAGGCCCUACCAACCUGAGUUAGUUCUCCUGAGCCGGCAAAUAAACAGCCUGAGUCCACAGAGGUGAAGUGACUUGCCCACAGCUAGUAAGGCAGAGCCGGGCCUCACGCUCAGACCAGUUCCAUACUCUUGAAUUCAAAAAUGUGUUCAAAACCAGAAGGAGGCCCAGCAGCCAUGGCUCAGUGGUAGAGCAUCGACCUAUGAACCAGGAGGUCACCGUUCGAUACCUGGUCAGGGCACAUGCCUGAGUUGCAGGCUCGAUCCCCAGUAGGAGGCGUGCAGGAGGCAACUGAUCAAUGAUUCUCUCCCAUCACUGAUGUUUCUAUGUCUCCCUCUCCCUUCCUCUCUGAAAUAAAAACAAACA